AUGGCCGUCGCACUCCAACCCGCUCCAAUCUCCCUGGAGCAAGUAUCCGACAACAUCGACGCAGUGAACGUCCACAAAACAGACUUGAAAAAGCAAAAAGACCUCUACGACGAAUCCGAAUUUGACAGAGCCAAAGACAAAACCGGAUUCCGUCAAUUCAACGACGCCUGCGACCAAGUCAAGAACUUCUAUGCGCAACAACACACCCUUCAAACCGUAGCCUACAACCUCAAAGCGCGCAACGAUUUCAAGAACAAGACACGCGCCCACAUGACAGUCUGGGAAGCAAUGGAGAAACUCAACACUUUCAUCGACGAAUGUGACCCAGACACAUCCGAGUCCCAAAUGACACACCUCCUCCAAUCCGCCGAAGCAAUUCGCAACGACGGAAAGCCACGCUGGAUGCAGCUUGUGGGACUCAUCCACGACCUAGGCAAAUUGCUCUUCUUCUUCGGUGCUCAGGGGCAGAUUAUCUUUGGCACGGAGUCUUUCAAGAAUAAUGAGGAUUAUUACAAUCCUGUUUAUAGUACGAAGUACGGCAUUUAUUCUCCUAGGUGUGGACUGGGGAACGUUAUGCUUGCUUGGGGUCACGAUGAGUAUCUUUAUCAUAUUGUUAAAGAUCAGUCGUUGAUUCCUGAGGAGGGGUUGGCUAUGAUUCGGUAUCACUCUUUUUAUCCGUGGCAUCGGGAGGGCGCUUAUCAUGAGCUUAUGGAUGAGCAUGAUCAUAAGCUGUUGGAGGCUGUUAGGGCUUUCAAUCCCUAUGAUUUGUAUAGCAAGAGUGAUGAGGUUCCUGAUCCUGAGAAGUUGAAGCCCUACUAUUUGGAGCUCAUUGAUGAGUUCUUCCCUAAGAAGGUUAUCAGGUGGUAG
Molecule: messenger RNA, 867 nt
Organism: Penicillium canescens
Lineage: Eukaryota; Fungi; Ascomycota; Eurotiomycetes; Eurotiales; Aspergillaceae
Exons: 3
Coding region: 1-867 (288 amino acids)
Biological process (GO): inositol catabolic process
Cellular component (GO): cytoplasm
Molecular function (GO): inositol oxygenase activity; iron ion binding
Source: RefSeq, a predicted model, not a curated record